Entelurus aequoreus (snake pipefish) is the source of this 1605-nucleotide messenger RNA. RefSeq names its product G protein-coupled receptor 37 like 1a (gene gpr37l1a). Gene Ontology annotation, biological process: adenylate cyclase-inhibiting G protein-coupled receptor signaling pathway; positive regulation of MAPK cascade. Gene Ontology annotation, molecular function: G protein-coupled peptide receptor activity. The record is from RefSeq and is a predicted model, not a curated record. Gene Ontology annotation, cellular component: signaling receptor complex; plasma membrane. The transcript has 2 exons. Lineage: Eukaryota; Metazoa; Chordata; Actinopteri; Syngnathiformes; Syngnathidae. The coding region runs from base 58 to 1605 and encodes 515 amino acids.
GAAGAGUUCAAAGUUGAAUUAGAGCACAUGUCUUAGCAUAAAGUUGCCGGAUUAAACAUGAGCCCAAUUUUCUUUGUUUUGUUUCUUUUGGUGGGUUCCGCGGAGCUCCGCAGCCAAGCCCGCCGCCCUCAGCCGUCAGCCCGGGGGGAGGAUGCUUUGGAGCCGCCGGUAAAGAAGGAUGCUCCCCUGGAGGAUGAUGGAGUUGAGAGUUUGGGAGUUCCAGAAUUGAUUCGGAGUAAAGACAGAACUUCCAGGAGACGAGAUCACGGCCAUGAAGACCCGGACGGAUACUUCACAACCCCGCGGGCGCACCGCCUCACAACCGCCCUGCGGGGGAAUUCGUCAUCCGGCCGCGGCGCCGGGCUGCUCAACCCUCUCUUCCCGGUCACGGACGGCUCCUACUGGGCCUACGCGGUGAUGCUGCUGGCCCUGGUGCUCUUCUCCGUGGGCAUGGUGGGCAACCUGGCUCUCAUGUGCACCGUGUGGCACAACGUCUACCUGAAGACGGCCUGGAACUGCAUCCUGGCCGGGCUGGCCCUCGUCGACUUCCUGGUGCUCUUCUUCUGCUUACCUGUGGUCGUCUUCCACGAGCUCACCUUCAAGAGGUUGCUAGGAGACGUGUCCUGUCGCCUCGUGCCCUACCUGGAGGUGACCUCUCUGGGCGUGGCCACCUUCAGCCUCUGCGCUCUGAGCAUCGAUCGCUUCCACGCCGCCACCGGACCCCACCGCCGGUCCCGGGUGGAGCCCUGCCGGUCCAUCCUCUCCAAGCUGUCCGUCAUCUGGCUGGGCUCCUCGGUGCUCGCCGCCCCCGAGCUGCUCCUGUGGCAGCUGCUCCAGGAAACGCCGGGCCCGCCCGCCGACCCUCAGCGGGGCCAGGUGGGCGGCUCCCUGGCGGCCGCCGUCAGAGCCCGAGCGGACGCCCUGGUGGUGGACGUGUGCGUCCGCGAGCCGUCCGAGGCGCUCCCCGAGAGCGUGUACGCGCUGGUGCUGACCUACCACGAGGCGCGCACGUGGUGGAUGUUUGGCUGCUACCUUUGCCUGCCGCUGCUGUUCACUCUGGCCUGCGACCUGGUCACCAAGCGGGCGUCGGAGCCCGGGCCCGUCAAGGCGGCCAGCAGGCGCUCCUCCUCGUCCUCCUCGUGCGCGUCCUCUUCCUCCCUCAAGAAGAAGAAGCGACGCGGGCGCGAGCUGAGACUGCGCUCCACCGUGAUGGCGCUCGCCGCUCUGUACGUGGCCUGUAACUUACCUGAGAGCGCGUGCAACAUCACCCUGGCCUACGUCUCGGCCCCGGCCCUGGUCCUGUCGGCGCUGGGCCUGGUGGGUCAGUUCUUCCUGUUCGUACGCUGCUCAGCGACGCCGGUGCUGCUGCUCUGCUUGUGUCGCUCGCUGGGCCAGGCCUUCAUGGACUGCUGCUGCUGCUGCUGCGACGAGUGCCUCCCCGACGCCAAGUCCUCCGCCUCCGCCUCCACCGCCGCCACCUCCGCCCUCUCCUCGCCGACGCCUCACUCGCCAUCUCCGUCGUCCUUGUCGCCGUCAGGCAAAGAGGACGCAGUGAAGGUGGAAGCAACCUACGACUCCUCGGCGGCCAUCGGGACCCCCUGCUGA